Oncorhynchus gorbuscha (pink salmon) is the source of this 1020-nucleotide messenger RNA. RefSeq names its product inhibitor of nuclear factor kappa-B kinase subunit epsilon-like. NCBI's taxonomy places the organism in Eukaryota, Metazoa, Chordata, Actinopteri, Salmoniformes, Salmonidae. Gene Ontology annotation, cellular component: cytoplasm. The record is from RefSeq and is a predicted model, not a curated record. Gene Ontology annotation, biological process: peptidyl-serine phosphorylation. Gene Ontology annotation, molecular function: protein serine/threonine kinase activity; ATP binding.
AUGAUGGUGAGCACAGCCAACUACCUGUGGUCAAUGGAAGAUGUGCUUGGGCAGGGUACCACCGCCAGCAUCUAUAAGGCCCGCAACCAGAUGACAGGGCAGCAGGUUGCGGUGCAGGUGUUUAAACUGAUGAGCUACAGUCGUCCGUACGAGGUUCAGAUGAGAGAGUUCGAGAUGCUCAGGAGACUCAACCACAACAACAUCGUCAAGCUCUUCUCCAUGGAGGAGCUGAGGAGUAAACCGAGGGUGUUGGUGAUGGAGUAUUGUUCAGGAGGCAGUCUGCUCAGUCUGCUGGUGGAGCCAGAGAACGCCUUCGGUCUACCAGAACCAGAGCUCCUCAUAGUACUACAUUGUGUGGUGCACGGGAUGAACCAUCUGCGUGAGAACAGGGUGGUGCAUCGGGAUAUUAAGCCUGGGAACAUCAUUCGUCAGGUGGGAGAGGAGGGGAGGUCCAUCUAUAAGCUAACAGCAUUUGGAGCGGCCAGAGAACUAGAGUACGAUGAGAAGUUUGUCUCCCUCUAUGGGACAGAGGAAUACGUGCGUGUGUGUGUGUGUGUGUGGCACCCAGACAUAUAUGAGUGUGCAGUCAUGUGGAAACCCCAGCAGAAGGCCUAUGGUGUGAGUGCUGACCUGUGGAGUAUUGGAGUGACGUUUUACCACGCUGCCGCCAGUGCUUCACCCUUCACACCCUACGGAGAACCCCGCAAGAACAAGCCCACCAUGUAUAAGGUCACCACAGAGAAGCCGGUUGGGGCCAUUGCUGGAGUCCAGAGGGUUGACGACGGCCCUAUAGAGUGGAGUUACCGCCUGCCACAGAGCUGCCAGCUCUCAGUCGGGUGUAGGGGUCAACUGGUGCCAGUGUUAGCUGGGAUACUGGAGGCAGACCAGGAGAAGUUGGGUGUAUUUUUUGCCACCACAGACAUACUACAGAGAGUCUCAGUCCAUCUGUUCUGCCUGCAACAGGCCGCAGCUCACCGCAUAUACAUUCACCACCACAACACGAUGCACCGGAUGACGUAG